AUGUAUACAAACAGUUCGCUCCAAAAUGAUAAAAGAGAUAUGUGUGGAUGCAAAAGCAACAAACAUCUUUCUUUUGAUAAGAAUUCUAAACAAAAUUCGCUCGAGUCUUCUCUACCGAUACAAUUGGAUCAUGUUGAUCAGUAUUAUUAUGAAUUAAUGAAAUUGUAUUCAACAUCAAAAAAUUGUGGUGAAAACUCUAAAACCUCUGAUUUUUGUCGCCAGAAACCACUUACUACUACAUUUAUAAGUAGUUCAAAUUAUUCAGCAGAAUUUCAAAAUUCAAAUCUACUCUGUUGUCUCUGUUGCAGUGAACAUGAUAUUGGUAAUCAUGAUAAAAAUAUUGUUGAUUAUUUAAGCAGUUGUUGUCAUUCACAGAAAUUACAACGUAUUAUACAUCAUCUAAUACUAAUUUUAUUAGGUAUUUCAAUAGUUUUGUCUAUAAUACUCUCUUUACUAGGUAUUUUUUUAAAUUAUCGAGCUUGUUUAACAGCUGGUUGUAUUCUAGGCAUAGCGAGUUUCGGUGCGUUAUUACAUAGUUGUUUAAGGCAUCGUGCAUUGCCGAAUUCAUCAAUGCCAAUUAUAUUAGGCCAAUCAUAUAUGCAUCCUAUAGUGAAUAAUAUGCCAUUAUCAAUGAAUAAACUUUAUAGAAAACAUCAACAAUUUCCUCAGAGAUAUCGACAAUUGUUAAAUUACGAUUAUUCAAAGAAAGAUUUAAUCAAACAUUCAUAUUUUGCACCCAGAGAUGGUUAUUAUACUGACAACCAGGAUUAUAAUAAUUUUAAGAAUAAUCAUGGUAAAAAUAUUCCAAUAAUAAGUAAAAGAAAUCUAGAUAAAUUAUGCCAUACUUAUCAAUUACAAACUACCACUGAUGUGGAGUAUAAUCAUUCAGGUAACAAAAGAAAUGUAGAAUGUUCAAGUGAUUCAUCAUCACUACCAUCAAUAACGUUGUCAGUAACAACUGUGUCAGGAGACGUAGUGGCGACGACAUCAGUAGCAAUAACAACACCAACAACAACAAAAAACACAGUAACCUCGUCACAAAAACGCUAUGAUGAUAAUGAUAGCAAUGAACAAAACAAAUAUCUACACAAGAAUCCAUCGAAGUGUGAUGAUAACAAAUCACCAACUUUUAUCGAAUGUGAAAUUUGUCGACCCAAUUCAUCACAUCCCACGGAUUACGAGUAUCAAAGAAAUCAUAUGGCUUAUGCUCAUUCAAACAAUUUAGUCAGUGAAUCAAUGAACUAUGUACCAAGAUCCUCUUCACUAUGUUCUUCAAUUAAAGCUUCUAAUGUACAACGAUCACAGUUCACGUAUUCUGAUUCAUGUGAUUUAAGUUUAUCAUCAGAAAUGAAAGCAGAAUCACAAGAUCAAAUCAAACAUAUGAGUCCCAUUCAACAAAACACAUUUACUCAUAUACAACCAAAUUCUUUAAAUUCAUGUGACAUUGAAGCUGAUAAACAGUUUCAUCCAUAUUAUUCUGGAAAUCCAUUAUUUGAUAGCAAAUCAAAUCUUUUCAGUCGUAAUGAACAGCAAAAACAUUUAAACUCUUUUAUGAUUUAUCCGAAGUCUAAAUCAAGAAAUAAAAUAAUUUUAAGAAAUUAUUUAAAUUUAUUGGAUGGAUUAUAUCGUCAUGCAAAUCAUUCACAGGGACCAAACUAUUCCAGUGAUCGUUUUAAUGAAGAAUACAACAAUGAUAUAUUUGAUCUACGUGUAUGGCUAAGUUAGAAUAAUUGGAUAGAUAAAUAAUGGAACUACUUUCUUAGCAUCAUUAUACGUGUAUCCAUCAAUGUAAUGUAAUGACGAACUAGUUAAAAGAUAUGUAGUGAAUUGAACUUAGUUGAAGAAUUAUUAGAAGCUGGACCAGAGAUACUAGGUGAUUGUUGUCUUGCAUACGUAGUAUCUCAUCAGUGUAUGCAUACAUUUGUCUAACUUGGUAUGCAUCUCUAUAUUGUUUAAGCUCACAUUACCACUGAAUCGUUGGUCUGUAUUACUUGAGAGACGUUCGUUAUGAUCCAACGGUCGUUUGAAGUAAUCCAGUAUACCAAUCUGUGUUUAGCUUUCUAGUUCACAAUCAACUUCCUAGAAUAGUUGAUUGAAGAAUAAAAAUUAUUCGUAAUAUAUCUUCAAAGAUCAUCUGAUUUUACUAAUUACAAACUUUAUUCCAACUACAACAGCAUAACUUUCAGGAUUGCUAUUUAGACCAUGGUGUCUAUUUUAACAAAACUUUUCCUAUCAAUUUUCAUUUCUACUGAAAUAUAAUCCGAACCUAUUUUUUUU
This is a messenger RNA of Schistosoma curassoni, 2277 nucleotides long. The record is from the annotation of a GenBank genome assembly. Lineage: Eukaryota; Metazoa; Platyhelminthes; Trematoda; Strigeidida; Schistosomatidae.